GUUGCUUUGUGCUAAAAUAGUUUUGAUAUUUAAUAAUUUCAGAUUUCUAUUUUUUGUAUCGAUUUCUUUUCUUAUUAUCUUAGACUGAAAAAAAAACUACUAUUUGGGAUAUUUUCAACCUAUUUGCAUAAACCCGUUAGAUGUUAAUUUCAAGGUGUGUUAUAUAUAAAAAUUUGUGAUCCAUUAAUUGAUUCAUUUGUAAUUUUAUAUAAUUACGUUUAUAUCGUAUCGUAUUCCUAUAGUGUAUACAUCGAGCGUAAUCGAGUUUGUAUAGAAUUUAAACUGAUUUAUGUCAAGUAAUUAUUGUACGCAUUUUUUACGAGAUCGCUCACUUUUUCAAACAAACCAGUUCUAAUUAUACUCUCAAACUAGAGUGCAAUUUCUGUAAUACUUUUUUUUUUCCAUUUCACUCAAGAGUAAAUCAUUCACCAUAAAAUUGGAGAACUCCCAUAAAUUGUGGGGCUUUAUAUGAAUUAGUGAUAGAUAGUAUACUACUAAAUGAAUAUCAAGGCUUAGUUAUGGGCUGGACCGUGGGACUAAUUGGGCCGAAGUUAAAGGUAGAAAUUUUGGCCCAAAAAGUGAACGUUUUCUUUCCUUCUUCUUUUUUUUUUUUUUUUCUUGCUGCAUCUCUCUUGCUUUUGCUUUGGUUGCUCGAGAAGAUGAAAAGAGAGUGAAAAAAUUAAUCAAUUGGCGAAGGCUGGCUGAGAGAGAGAGAGAUGAAGAAGAGUGAGACCUCAGAGGACGAUUCCUUUCGGCCAUGGCAGUCCUAUCACACUGUAUACACUACGCCAAAGCAGGUACGACAUCGUUUCCACGGACUCUCUGUCUCUAGGUUGACUAUAUCGCAAUUGCUCAAUUACACUCACUUUACUCUCUCUCUCUCUCUCUCUCUCUCUCUCAUCUAAUUGAUUUAUGCCAAUUCACAAGUAAUUUUAUAUAUUAAUGAAAAUAAUGACUGUGAUGUUGGGAUGGAAAUUUAUACUGUAGGAAUGGAUGGUGUUGAUAAGGAAAAAGUUCAAAGAAUUGUUUAUGAGAUGAGCAAAGGAUCAAAGUAUUUUCAGAAUGAGGAAAAGAAGGAGGCCGAUAUGAAGCAGAAAAUCGAAAACAUGCGUGCUCGAUACGCUAAACUCACUGCUGCGGACAUAUCUCAUUAUCAGAAGAUUGCUGAUAAAAGGAUUUUAGAGCUAGAAGCUACACGUGAUCUGUCAAGGAUUUGGCUACAUGUAGAUAUGGAUGCUUUCUAUGCAGCUGUUGAAACAUUGAGCAACCCUUCUUUAAAAGGCAAGCCAAUGGCUGUUGGCGGCAUGUCUAUGAUCUCCACUGCUAAUUAUGAGGCACGGAGAUUCGGGGUUCGUGCUGCAAUGCCUGGUUUCAUUGCACGUAGGUUAUGUCCAGGGUUGAUUUUGGUCCCUGUAGACUUUAAGAAGUAUAUUCACUACAGUGAUUUAACUAGAAAAGUUUUUCAGAACUAUGAUUCCGGCUUCAUGGCAACUAGUUUGGAUGAGGCAUACCUUGAUAUAACAAAAAUCUGCAAAGAAAGGGCCAUAACAGGUGGAGAAGUCGCUGAAGAACUCAGAACCAGUGUUUAUGAAGAGACCAGUCUCACUUGUAGUGCCGGAGUGGCACCUAACCGCUUACUUGCUAAGAUAUGCUCUGAUAUUAACAAGCCAAAUGGCCAGUUUGUUUUACCAAAUGAUCGGAUGGCUGUGAUGACAUUUGUAUCAUCUCUUCCUAUACGGAAGAUAGGGGGCAUUGGUAAGGUUACUGAACAUGUUUUGAAGGAUGUUUUUGGAAUCUCGACUUGUGAGGAGAUGCUGCUAAAGAGUAGUGUCCUCUUUGCACUGUUUUCUCCUUCCUCUGCAGGUUUUUUCCUUUCUGUGGGUUUGGGACUUGGGGGGACAAACACCCCUCAAGCUAAGUUGCGGAAAAGUAUUAGCAAUGAGAGAACAUUUUCAGCUACUGCGGAUGAGGCAUUUUUCCAUCAGAAAUUGGUGGAUCUUGCAGAGAUGCUUUCUGCUGACAUGAAAAAAGAAGGUCUUUAUGGGCGAACAUUGACAUUAAAACUGAAAACUGCAUCUUUUGAGAUUCGAACUCGGGCUGUCACUUUGCAAAAAUAUAUUUGUUCAAGUGAAGAUAUCUUGAAGCAUGCUUCAAAGCUGCUGAAGGCUGAAGUUCCUGUAUCUUUGAGACUGAUAGGACUGCGAAUGUCUCAGUUUAAUGAAGACAAGAAUGGUGCUCAGUCUGAUCCUACGCAAAAAACUAUCUCCAACUAUCUUAUAUCAGGAGAUGCUUGUGGAAAAAACAUGGGUGACAACCUGCCCUUGGGUUCAGAUGCCAGUGACAGCCUUUUCUUGAUAGAUACAGAGACUGAUCUUCCUAAUGAGAACCAGAUGACAUCUUCUGAUUAUGCUGUUCCGGUUUACUGCAAUCAAACAUCAGGUCUUAAUGACGGUGACUGCAUGUUAAGCUAUGAUACUGCAGGAAUUGAGCCAUGUCACAGACCUCUGUGCAAUGAAUCUAAUGACGAGGUUGAGGACGCCAACAUGAUGGGGAAUAAACUGAAGCCUUGUGAUACUGGAGCUUCACAUUUGGUGGAGACGGAUUCUUUUUCUUUAUCUGAACAAUUUGAGGGAAGCAGCCUAGAUAGACUGAAGGAGAGUGCAAACAUGUCAUGCAAUGAAGCAGGGUCUUCAGCAAAUCGGAAAGAGCCCUUCUUUUGGGUGAAUGAUUACAAGUGUUCGCUUUGUGGGGUUGAACUGCCUCUCAGUUUUCUUGAGGAAAGACAAGAACAUUCUGAUUUUCAUCUUGCUGAAAGGCUGCAGCAGGAGGAAUCAGUUGAUCUCAUGCUGAAGCAGAGGUUUAUCCGGAAAGAUCACAUUGUGAGCCAUAGCCCCUGUAAAAAGAAGCACAAGUCAUCUCCUACGGGUGGUAAACAUCUGCCUAUUGAUAUGUUUUUUGUCAAGACAAGUCAGAAGAAUUAGUGUUGUACAUUUGCUCCCAUUGUAUAUAGUAGCGAGAAAUCAACUUAUUCAUGAAAUGAUUGUCGUACCAACAUUGUUGUAUCUCAAUUUAUACGGUGAUAAUAAAAUCAUCCUUGUUAAUAUGUAACUUUAAG
This is a messenger RNA of Ilex paraguariensis (yerba mate), 3115 nucleotides long. Lineage: Eukaryota; Viridiplantae; Streptophyta; Magnoliopsida; Aquifoliales; Aquifoliaceae. The record is from the annotation of a GenBank genome assembly.